AUGGCUCCACCGCGUAAAAGGACAAGGGACUUGAUGCCUAAGUUUCUUAACACCGAAAGUUUUGAUGAGUUCAAUCAGCGGUUGAACAAUCUACCUGCAGAGUCAAAUGUUACGUCUGAUGAAGAUGCACAGUUUCUUGAAUCGAGAAAAUGUCAGUCAAAGCGAUGGAGAAAGGAAGAACCAUUAAAGUUGAAUCUUCGUAGUCCUUGGAAUGUUUUAUGUAGUCCUGAGUCGAUUAGCUCUGCUAAGUUCAUUGUGGAGAAGACAUGUUUGAUUCCAGUACCAAGUUUUGAGGAGGCUGCUACUAAUGCUAGAAGAUGUUUAAAUACAUCUUCUAUACCGGGAAGUAGCGGUUCUGCUUCCGAGACAAACAGCGGUUCUGAUAUAACGAAGCAAGAUUUUAAGAACGAUUCUCCUUCGGAUAGUAAGAAGGUUCAGGGUUCUAGUACUAGCAAAUCUGCAAAACCGAAGGUAAUCAAGGUUUAUUCUUUCGUGGAUCUGGUUACUACGACAAAGAAAGGAAACAUUCAAACCGAGGAAAGUUCUUUAAACCAUGAGAAGAAACUUGGAACUGUUGUGGAUAUUGUUGAGCCGAUGAAAUGUGAUGAAAGGAGUAAGGAGGUUCAGGGUUCUAGUACUAGCAAAUCUGCAAAACCGAAGGUAAUCAAGGUUUAUUCUUUCGCGGAUGUGGUUACUACGACAAAGAAAGGAAACAUUCAAACCGAGGAAAGUUCUUUGAACCAUGAGAAGAAACUUGGAACUGUUGUGGAUAUUAUUGAGCCGAUGAAAUGUGAUGAAAGGAGUAAGGAGGUUCAGGGUUCUAGUACUAGCAAAUCUGCAAAACUGAAGGUAAUCAAGGUUUAUUCUUUCGCGGAUGUGGUUACUACGACAAAGAAAGGAAACAUUCAAACCGAGGAAAGUUCUUUGAACCAUGAGAAGAAACUUGGAACUGUUGUGGAUAUUGUUGAGCCGAUGAAAUGUGAUGAAAGGAGUAAGGAGGUUCAGGGUUCUAGUACUAGCAAAUCUGAAAAACCGAAGGUAAUCAAGGUUUAUUCUUUCGCGGAUGUGGUUACUACGACAAAGAAAGGAAACAUUCAAACCGAGGAAAGUUCUUUGAACCAUGAGAAGAAACUUGGAACUGUUGUGGAUAUUGUUGAGCCGAUGAAAUGUGAUGAAGGGACCAAGUGUGAGGUUACUACGACAAACAAAGGAAAGAUUCACACCGAGGAAAGGUCUUUGAACCAUGAGAAGAAACUUGGAACUGUUGUGGAUAUUGUUGAGCCGAUGAAAUGUGAUGAAGGGAGCAAGUGUGAGGUUACUACGACAAACAAAGGAAACACUCAAACCGAGGAAAGGUCUUUGAACCAUGAGAAGAAACUUGGUAUUGGUGUGGAUAUUGUUGAGCCGAUGAAAUGUGAUGAAGGGACCAAGUGUGAGGUUACUACGACAAACAAAGGAAAGAUUCAAACCGAGGAAAGGUCUUUGAACUAUGAGAAGAAACUUGGAAUUGGUGUGGAUAUUGUUGAGCCGAUGAAAUGUGAUGAAGAGAACAAGUGUGAGGUUAAUGCUGACACAUUUGAUGUGGUUAUUGUUGAGCCAAUGAAAUGUAAUAAAGUGACCAAGUGUGAGGUUAAUGUUGACACAACUGGUGUGAAUAUUGUUGAGCCAAUGAAAUGUAAUGAAGUGACCAAGUGUGAGGUUAAUGUUGACACAAUUGGUGUGGAUAUUGUUGAGCCGAUGAAAUGUAAUGAAGAGAGCAAGUGUGAGGUUAAUGCUGACACAAUGUCUCUGCAAAAACGUAGCAAGAGAGCUGUCUCUUUGGUCGAACGUUUCACAGAAGAAGAGAUAAAGCUGCAUAUAAUGAGUCUAAAGAAGCCAAGUACACAGAGCGCAGUCGAAGGAAUGUGUGACCUCAAGGAGGAGGAGGAAUCAUGUCAAUUGUGUGACGAUGGCACACUCUUGUUUCCACCACAACCACUAUACUGCUUAUUAUGCAGCCGCCGCAUCGAUGACAGAUCUUUCUAUUAUACCCCUGGGGAAGAAGAACUAAGCAAUGCGCAACAUCAAAUCUGCAGUCCUUGUCACAGUAGAUGUAAAACCAAGUUCCCUUUAUGUGGAGUCUUUAUCGAUAAACACAAAAUGCUUAAAAGGAGUAACUUUGACAACGCAGAUACGGAGGAGUGGGUUCAAUGUGAAUCUUGUGAAAAAUGGCAACAUCAGAUAUGUGGUCUCUACAAUAAGCUUAAAGACGAAGACAAAACCGCAGAGUAUAUUUGUCCUACAUGUUUAUUAGAGGAGUGUCAAAGUAUCAACAACAUGGCACUCGUUGACUAUACGGAUUCUGGAGCAAAAGAUUUGCCUGAAACUGUCCUCAGCUACUUUCUAGAGCAAAGGCUAUUCAAGCGCCUCAAGGAAGAAAGAUACCAAACAGCAAAGGCUACUGGGAAGAGCAUCAAUGAUGUACCUGAACCAGAGGGUCUUACUCUCAGAGUCGUGUUUUCGGCUGACAGAACCUUAACUGUCAACAAACAAUUUGCCAGUUUACUUCACAAAGAAAACUUUCCUAGUGAAUUCCCUUACAGAUCAAAGGUUAUUCUUCUAUUUCAGAAAGUCCAUGGAGUUGAUAUAUGCAUCUUUGCAUUGUUUGUCCAAGAGUUUGGAUCAGAAUGUAGCCAACCAAACCAACGCAGCACAUACAUAUUUUAUCUCGAUUCUGUCAAAUACUUUAAACCUGAGAGAGUAACAUUCGCAGGAGAAGCUCUUCGAACUUUCGUUUAUCAUGAAGUAUUGAUUGGAUAUCUUGAAUAUUGUAAGCUUCGAGGUUUCACGACGAGUUAUAUAUGGGCGUGUCCACCUAAAAUAGGACAAGACUACAUAAUGUAUUCUCAUCCUAAGACUCAGCAAACACCUGACACUAAGAAGCUUCGCAAAUGGUAUGUGUCAAUGCUCCAAAAAGCAGCCGAGCAGAGGGUAGUGAUGAAUGUUACAAACUUGUAUGAUCGGUUCUUCGAUUCGACAGAGGAAUAUAUGACAGCUGCGCGGUUGCCUUACUUUGAAGGAUCUUUCUGGUCCAAUAGGGCUGAGAUUAUGAUUCAAGACAUUGAAAGAGAAGGCAAUAAUGAGUUGCAGAAGAAGGUUAAAUUGCUUUCUAGAAGAAAAGUAAAGACUAUGAGCUACAAAACUACGGGUGAUGUUGAUGUUGAUGAUGUUAAAAACAUUCUCCUGAUGGAAAAGCUGGAAAAAGAGGUAUUCCCAAAUAAGAAGGAUUUAAUGGUGGUGGAAUUGAAUUAUUCAUGCACACGCUGUUCGAAAGCCGUAUUAUCAGGAUUGAGAUGGUUUUGCGAGAAGUGCAAGAAUCUUCAUUUGUGUGAAAGCUGCUAUGAUGCAGGACAAGAGCUUCCUGGAGAACACAUAUAUAAGAGGAUGGACAAAGAGAAGCAUCAGCUCUCAAAGGUUCAGGUGAACGGCGUACUGUUUUCUACAACAGAGGAUAAUGAUAUCAUCCAAGAAAACGAUAUGUUCGAAAGCAGACAAGCGUUCUUAGCUUUUUCUCAAAAGCAUAAUUACAACUUCCACACGCUUCGACAUGCCAAGCAUUCUUCGAUGAUGAUACUUCACCAUCUUCACACCUCAAACAAGCAUCAUUGCUCUCAAAACUCUAGCAGUCUCACCUGCACGGCCUGCAAAAAAGAUGUUUCGACAACGAUUUACUUCCCUUGUUUGCUCUGUCCGGAUUACCGAGCUUGCACUGGAUGCUAUACCAAAAACAGAACCCUUCGUCAUCUUCAUAUUUUCCCUACACUCCCUUCAGCUAAUAGAGCGCCGUCGAGAACCGUAAUGGUUCUUGAGAUAUUGAACGCAAUAUCGCAUGCGCUUCUGUGUCAGCACAAGACCACUAAGUCAUGCUCAUACCCGAAAUGCCACGAAGUUAAAGCAUUGUUCACUCACAAUGUACAAUGCAAAAUCAGAAAGAAGGGAACUCGUUGUAAUACUUGCUACAAAUUGUGGCAGACAAUAAGGAUUCAUGUGUACCAUUGCCAAGAUCUCAAUUGCCCCGUACCGCAGUGCAGAGAUAGGAAGGAAGUCUUGAUUAGGAAGGUGUAAAGGCACUAAAAGAGGAGUCAGAAGGAGGAAUAUGAACAUUGCAUAGGUGCUGUGAUGAUGAUAGUGUUUGACUAUACAAGAAAUUGUACAGAGCUAACACCUUUUCUU
Messenger RNA from Arabidopsis thaliana (thale cress), 4212 nucleotides. RefSeq names its product histone acetyltransferase of the CBP family 2 (gene HAC2). The transcript has 9 exons. Gene Ontology annotation, cellular component: nucleus. Lineage: Eukaryota; Viridiplantae; Streptophyta; Magnoliopsida; Brassicales; Brassicaceae. The coding region runs from base 1 to 4104 and encodes 1367 amino acids. Gene Ontology annotation, biological process: chromatin remodeling. Gene Ontology annotation, molecular function: protein-lysine-acetyltransferase activity; zinc ion binding. The record is from RefSeq and is marked reviewed.